Molecule: messenger RNA, 1215 nt
Organism: Diutina rugosa
Lineage: Eukaryota; Fungi; Ascomycota; Pichiomycetes; Serinales; Debaryomycetaceae
Product: phosphoinositide 5-phosphatase
Exons: 1
Coding region: 1-1215 (404 amino acids)
Biological process (GO): phosphatidylinositol dephosphorylation
Molecular function (GO): phosphatidylinositol-4,5-bisphosphate 5-phosphatase activity
Source: RefSeq, a predicted model, not a curated record
AUGAUACCCAUAUACUUAUUCACCUACAAUUGUGGCAAGCAGCCAAUUGACUCACAAACUUUCAUCACCGGAUGUGUCAAGGAUCUCCCCGACGAAGUGUGUGAGCUCUACGUGUUUGCUCUCCAGGAAAUGUGCGGCAUCAUGGACGGGUGCUUCUAUGAUACUGCCAACCACUACGCCAUUGGCUAUCUGGACGCGUUCAUUCGGGCGUUGAGUGCUAAAUACAAUGGGGCAAAUCUUAGGUUUAAGACGGUGGGGCUUGUCCACGUUGGAGCGAUGGCGAUGGUGGUGAUCUCGCCAUUUGCUUCCAAGAUCUCUCGAGUACGCACGGCCACCGUGUCGUAUGGGAUUGGGUUUUCAUCACUUAAAGGCGGCGUGGGUGUCCGUCUUGCCUACAAAUUGAGUGAUACCCGAAGCGUCGAUAUCUCGUUUGGUGGGGCCCAUUUACCGGCUCACGAAGGUAAUGACCACUACACAUUCCGCAACAAAGUCAGCGUGGCGGUGAUGCGAGGCCUCGACUUUGGCGAUGGCUACGGCUUGCUUAAACCUGAUAGCCAUACUUUCUUCCUUGGCGAUCUCAAUUACCGAACCACAGAGAAGUUUAAUCCUCACUCACCAGAAAUGCAAUCGUUGUGGCGACUCCAGGACCAGCUGGCCCAACAACUGGAAGCCGAGAUCCCCACCUUGGUGAGCCGCUACGACGAAUUGACACGCGCCAUGGCUCGUGGCGAGGCGUUUAUGGGGUUUGCCGAAGCCCCCAUCGAUUUCCGUCCCACAUACAAGUAUGAGACUCAUACCGCCAUCUAUAAACGCACCCGGGCGCCGCUGUGGUGUGAUCGAGUGCUUUACCAGUCAUGCUACCCGCAAACCCAACCCCAGGUCCACCGCUACGCCGCGGUGUCGCACAUCCUUUUGCUGGACCACCGGCCCGUCAGUCUCCACAUCUCGAUUCCCGACACUGCUCCCGACGCCAUCGUGUCGGCAGGAGGCUUCCAACUUGUCAUUGAGCCCACUGGAGGCGGCGUCGAAGUGGUGGGCCCCACCGAAGUGUAUAUGAAACCCACCGGGUGGGACCGUCUCGUCAACUCGGCGUUGCGUCGGUUGAGCGAUGCCAGUCUCGGGUGGGGCCUCUGGUUUUUGACGACGAGCCGCGGCCGGCUCUGGCUAUUGGGGAUUGUGGUAUUGGCGUUGGGAUACAACUGGUUGUUCCCGUGA